Mixia osmundae IAM 14324 is the source of this 954-nucleotide messenger RNA. RefSeq lists its product as uncharacterized. Gene Ontology annotation, biological process: protein folding. The transcript is spliced from 8 exons. Bases 1 to 954 code for a protein of 317 amino acids. NCBI's taxonomy places the organism in Eukaryota, Fungi, Basidiomycota, Mixiomycetes, Mixiales, Mixiaceae. Gene Ontology annotation, cellular component: cytoplasm. The record is from RefSeq and is a predicted model, not a curated record.
AUGUUCGAACACGAUGAGCUCUUGACGUCUGGCUGUCGGCUGUGGCGUUGGGAGAUCGUUCGGUAUGGUGCGGAGCGAGCUGCAGUCUGGUUGGGUAGGCUCGUCUCCUCAGGCUCGGCUCUGCGUGCACGCGCCGAGGUCGCUGUCGUCGAUCGAGGCAGGCUGGAUGACCUCAUCGGAACGAGACGCCAAAUUGAAGCGAUCGCAAGGCUGCAUGGAGUCUGCGCAGAGGGGGAGGGUGAAAGGGAGGGGUGUGGACAGGGCGACAGUGCUUCCUCAGAAACUUUGCUCCGUUCGAUCAUUCGACUUCGCGCUUUCGCGCCAUCAGCUGCCGGCUACCUCAGCGCUUCGGACAACCUCAUGUCGGCCAUCAAGAAGCUAUCAGUCGCAGAGUACGACGCACUAUCACCAGAGGAGCAGAAGGCGCACGAUGCAGAACGAAAGAGGUUGGAAGACGAAGGACAAGCAUCAUUGCCGUACACUUGGCGGCAGACGCUUGGAGAGGUCGAUUUGAUCAUACCCGUGCCUGUGGGGACACGAGCGAGAGAUCUGACGGUCGACAUCAAGAAAACGCGCCUCAAAGUCGGUCUCAAGGGCAAGGAGCCCAUCAUCGACGGAGAAUUGUGCAAGGAGAUCAAGUUGGACGAUUCGACUUGGUCACUAGAUGAUCAGAAGGAAAUUGGUCUUCAUCUAGAAAAGGUAUCACAGAUGGGGUGGUGGGACUGUGUCAUCAAGGGCGGUCCCACAAUCGAUACAACCAAGAUCAAUCCCGAGAACUCAAAACUAUCCGAACUUGAUGGCGAGACGCGCGCCAUGGUCGAGAAGAUGAUGUUUGACAAUCAGCAAAAGCAAAUGGGCAAACCUACGUCUGACGAGCAAAAGAAGCACGAGAUGCUACGCAAGUUUCAGGAUGCGCAUCCGGAGAUGGACUUCUCAAAUGCGAAAAUGUCAUGA